AUGUCGAACUACAACUACAACAACAACAACCGCAACAACAACCGGAACAACAACCGGAACAACAACAACCGGAACAACAAUAACUGGAAUAACAACAAUAACAACAAUACUAACAAUCGCAACAACAACGAUAACUGGAAAAAUAACAACUGGAACAACAACAAUAAUAACAACAAUAAUAAUCGCAACAGCAACAACAACAACAACUGGAACAAUAACAACAAUAACAACAACCACAACAAUAACAAUACCAAAAACAACAACAACAACAACCGUCUCUCUGUGCACGAACUCCAGCAGGACAAGGAGGUCCUCAACCAUCUCCGCGACAGCAAUGAGUCGCCUGAAGUUAAGGCGGAGUGGUUCUACCAGACACUCAACCAGAACAAGUCGCAGCUGACCCAGGAGGAGCAGCAUGCGGUUGAUCUCGACACGGAGAACAACCAACUCAAGAACCAGCUGCUAGCGCUGACCAAUGCCCUGACCGAAACAGAGAAGCAAUGGCGCCACAAAGAGCAGGCGUUGCGCCAAGAGCUCCAGGAGAGCAAGAAAAAGAGCAAACGGCACGAGAAGAACUUUAUCAAGUCGAAAAGGGAGAACGCCAAUCUGAAAGUGAGGACCGCGAAGCAAGAAGAGCUGUUUAAUCAGGCCCGGGAGAGGUGUCGACAGAUGGGCCAAAAUUCCAAGCAUCGUGAUAAGAGCUUGAAAGACUUGCAGAACCAGCUUGUGCGAUACAGCAAGGAAGCAGGAGAGGCGAAAAAGGAACUGCAUGAAAGUCUGCAGAGAAACAGCUAUAGUGACGCAAGCGUCGAAUCGCUGAACGACAAGUUGGAGGAGGAGAAUUCGUGUCUGAAUGAGAAGCUCCGCCGUGCAGUUCGAAUGGCAAGUGCCCAGGACGACGCCCUGUACCUGGUUGCGAAGGGCAAGUCAAAGGAAGAGAUACAGAACAACAACAAAAAGAAUGGCAAGAAUAACAGCAAAAGAAAUAGCCAACAAGACGACGAGAUGGUUGAUGUCCUGGAUGAAACGAGCCAAAGUCAAGCCCUGCAGGGAUUCAGCCAGCGAUUAGCGGCCUUUUCUAACUACGCAAAAAACUCCUUCGGGUUUGAUACAGCCCACAAUCAUGACAUGGCGGAGUCGUCGGCGGACCCGCAUAAUGACCCCCAGCCUGGGGAGAAAUGGUGGCACGCGGGGGAGCCAGAGACUGAGGAGGAGAAGAAAAAGAGAAAGAAGCGGGAGAUCCCCGCGAGCAUGGUUGCCCAGCUCUGGAACCAACCCCGUGAGAACAUGCUGGUGGAUCAGGGGUCCAGCGUGUGGGUGGAAGAGCCCCGGGUGCCGCUCUACCUGCCGCCGACCCCGACUGAGCCUCGAUUCGAGGCGAGAUCGCGUAAGCGGGGGUUCGCGGACUUCAAUCUGGAUGGCGAAGCCAUGGCUCCGGACCCUAUCCUGGAGAUGGGCGACCGCCUCAAGCGCAUGCGCAUGGGCGACUUGGAAUUCGACUUCGAGUGGCCGUCCCAGGCGCCGGAGAGCGGAUUCAUGGCCAUCACGAAGAUGCUGGACGACAUGAACAUCUCGCGGACCUAUCUCGAUGAGAUCACCCCGGAGACGGCGCUCGAGCAGUUCCUGGUGGUCAUCCAGACCGCGAUGACGACGGAGAUACAGCGGACGCCGACGAUCGAGGAGCUCCUCGAGAAAGUGGUCUGGUACCUGAAGGAGGCCUCGGCCGUCAACUUCGGCCAGCUCCAGAGCCGGCUGCAGGACCAGAAAGCGCACCCAGCACCACCCCCACCGCCCUUGGUCCCCGAGGCGCGGGUCAUCUCCGUCAAGCAGCCAACCGAGCAGGCGUCUACAGCCCCGACCAAGGUCCUCCCGCGCGAGAAGACCAAGUUCGUCGGCCCCAGCUACCUCCCGCCCACGCACAAGCCCACCAUGCUCCGCAGCAGCUUCCCCACCACCGCCAAGGAAUGGACGAAGCUGUCCGCCAACCAAGACUACCGGGAGGAGGCCGAGGUCAAGAAACCCGCCGACCCGUCUGAGUACGAGUAUGUCCUCCAGCCCCACGAGGUGCGGGACUUCCGGAAGUUCAGCGGCGCGAUCGACUUCGACCCGCCGAAGAAGCGCAUCUGGCUGCGGCGGCUCGGCUACGUCGGGGGGUUCUGCGCCUUGGCCUACAUCGCUCUGUGCCGAUACAAGACGGCGCAGAAUCCGGUCUCGCCCUGGAUGGACUCCAAUGAGGUGCCCCUGCAGCUCUUGCAGGUGUUGCGUAAGACCCACUUCGACGAGCGCGAGAUCGUGCAGAUCAUGCGGUAUGGUGCGGCGAAAUUCGCGGAUCUCAAUCCGGGGAUGCUGGGCUGA
This is a messenger RNA of Aspergillus brunneoviolaceus CBS 621.78, 2355 nucleotides long. RefSeq lists its product as uncharacterized. The transcript has a single exon. Lineage: Eukaryota; Fungi; Ascomycota; Eurotiomycetes; Eurotiales; Aspergillaceae. The coding region runs from base 1 to 2355 and encodes 784 amino acids. The record is from RefSeq and is a predicted model, not a curated record.